AUGGUGUGCAAAGUGCAUAGUAUUAGCUGCAGCAGAAAGAAACCUGUACGUGUUCUACAUGAGUGGUAUGAGCCAGGCGAUCUUCUCAUUGGUGGGAUGACAGAUCUUAUACAUUACGCCUUCCCUGGAUUGUCAUUCACGGAGCAACCUUCCCCAGUACUGAUUGAAGACCCUCUAGUGGUGACAAAGUUCUACCAGCAUAUCCUAGCCUUGGUGUUCGCUGUUGAAGAGAUCAAUGAGAAUCCCAAUAUCUUGCUCAAUGUCACUCUGGGGUUCCACAUCCAUGAGAGCUACUGGGACCUAAAGAUGACCUACCGCAACACUCAGGAUCUGAUCCUUAACUCACAUAACUUUGUGCCCAACUACAAAUGUGGUAUCCAGGAAAAUGUAAUAGGAGUCAUCGGGGGACUGAGCGCUGAGACCUCCUCAACAAUGGCAGAUAUCUUAGGUCUUUACAAGAUUCCACAGAUUUCAUAUGGUUCAUUUCAACCAGAAUUGAAUGAUCAGUUGAAGUUCCCUUCUUUUUAUCGCAUAGUCCCCAAUGAAGCCUUUCAGUAUCAAGGGAUUGUUGAGUUACUUGUGCAUUUCAGAUGGAAAUGGGUAGGUCUGAUGGCUAUAGAUGAUGAAGCCGGAGAACAUUUUUUGCAGACCAUAGAGCCAAUGCUUCUGCAGAAUAAAAUCUGUUCAGCAUUCAUACGUCGAAUUCGUAAAAAUUUGCAUAAUUUCCUUGAUCCAGGAAAAGUAGUCAUAGAAACACAGGCAUUUUUACCAGCUUUUGCGCUCCACACAUCCCUUCAGAUGAUGUCAUUCAACAACAGUGCCGGAGAUGAAAUUGCAUUUAACAAACAUGGAGAAUUAGUAGGUGGAUUUGAUAUUAGGAACUUGGUGACCUUCCCAAAUGGAUCCUACAUCAGGGUCAAGGUCGGGAAGCUGGAUCCUCAGGCUCCUCCGGGCAAAGAGUUUUCCAUUAAUGAGGACAGAAUCAAAUGGCACUGGAACUUGACUCAGGUGCCACCCCCUUCAGUAUGUAAUGACCACUGCCAACCUGGUUACCGGAAGUUUAAAAAGGAGGGGGAGAAAUUUUGCUGUUAUGAUUGUGCUCCAUGUCCAGAUGGGAUGUUUUCUGAUGAGAUUGAUAUGGAAACUUGUGUCUCUUGUCCAAAUGAUCACUAUCCAAACAAAGAUCAGGAUCGAUGCAUUCCUAAGAUUCCAAACUUCCUGGCUUUUGAUGACACUUUGGGCAUUCUUCUAAUUUCCUUUGCGCUUUUGUUGUCUCUGACCACAGUUCUGGUGCUUGUCAUCUUCAUUAAAUGCCGGAACACUGCCAUAGUCAAGGCCAACAACAGAAGCCUAACCUACAUUCUUCUCAUCUCCCUCCUCUUGUGUUUCCUCUGCUCUUUCUUGUUUCUUGGAAGGCCUAAUGGGGUGACCUGUCUUCUGCGACAAACUGCUUUUGGCAUUGUCUUCUCUGUAGCCCUUUCUAGCAUCUUGGCCAAAACCAUCUCUGUGGUUUUGGCAUUCAUGGCUACUAAACCAGGAUCCAGGAUGAGGAAAUGGAUUGGUAAACGCUUGGCUUAUUCCGUAGUCAUCUCCUCCUCCAGUACUCAAGUAGGGAUUUGUAUUCUGUGGUUGGGAACCUUUCCACCAUUCCCAGAUGUGGACACACCCUCCGGGACUGAAGAAAUUGUAUUGCUAUGUAAUGAAGGCUCAAGCAUCAUGUUUUAUUGUGUCCUGGGCUACUUGGGCUUCCUGGCCUUUCUCAGCUUCACUGUAGCUUUCCUAGCCAGGAAGUUGCCUGACAGUUUUAAUGAAGCCAAGUUCAUCACUUUCAGUAUGUUGGUCUUUUGCAGUGUUUGGCUCUCUUUUGUUCCUACAUACCUGAGCACCAGAGGAAAACACAUGGUGGCUGUGGAGAUUUUCUCUAUCUUGGCUUCCAGUGCAGGGUUACUAGGAUGUAUCUUUUCCCCUAAAUGCUACAUUAUUGUUUUUAGGCCUGAGCUUAACAACAAAGAAAUUCUCAAAGAUAAUAGUCAAAUGCUCUGA
Messenger RNA from Podarcis raffonei (Aeolian wall lizard), 2043 nucleotides. RefSeq names its product vomeronasal type-2 receptor 26-like. Gene Ontology annotation, molecular function: G protein-coupled receptor activity. Gene Ontology annotation, biological process: G protein-coupled receptor signaling pathway. The transcript is spliced from 7 exons. Gene Ontology annotation, cellular component: membrane. The coding region runs from base 1 to 2043 and encodes 680 amino acids. Lineage: Eukaryota; Metazoa; Chordata; Lepidosauria; Squamata; Lacertidae. The record is from RefSeq and is a predicted model, not a curated record.